AUGUCUGCCUUAAUGUGCGAGAGGAACCUGAGACUGUGUGGUACUGAAACAUACACUGAGGGAGAGCCCCCUGGGUUUUCCGCCGGCACCAAAGGGGAGUCCUUUGAUCUCUUUUAUCAUGUGGGACGCAGCGCGUGUGGCGGUUGUGCCCGUGGCCCUCACGCAGCGCACGGCGGCGUGCCCCCUGGGCCCUUCCCGCCAGGCCACCCUGUCUGUGCCUUGCCAGCCCCACUGCAAGAGAGGUUGCGGGACCUUUCCUUUCCCCACUCCUGUGUCCAACUCGGGUUCCUUUUCUGUUCCCUUCCUUCCGCUCCCCGCCAGGAAUCCAAAAACCACUUAGCUGGCCUCGGGGCCCUCGGCCUGGGGAACCUCAUCACCGAAAUCACAGCCAGUGAAGACGAAGCUUCCGAAACGGAUGGAGCCCAACUGGACGAGGAAGGUUGGGUUAAGAGCACUGACGAUGCUGUUGAUUAUUCUGACAUUAACGAGGUGGCUGAAGAUGAGAGCCGCAGGUACCGGCAGGCGAUGGGCAACCUUCAGCCUGUUCAGAGGGCAGAUGACGACGACUACGAUGCAGAUUCUGAAGACAUUGAUUCCAAGCUGAUGCCUCCUCCUCCCCCGCCUCCAGUACAAGCGAAGAAAGAGGACGAAAAGGAAGCUCCUUUCUCUGGGUCCGAAGAUGGCGAUGGCAUCAUUCUGCCCUCCAUCAUUGCUUCUUCUUCCGCGGCCUCCGAGAAGAUGGAUUUCAGCAGCUCUUCGGAUUCCGAAUCCGAGAUGGGGCCCCAGGAUUCGCGGAAAGCCGAGUCCAAGGAAGGCAAGCUGACGUUGCCCCUGGCGGGGAUCAUGCAGCGAGAUGCCACCAAGCAGCUGCCCAGUGUGACUGCGCUCUUCCCUGAGUUCCGACCAGGCAAGGUGCUGCGCUUUCUCCGCCUCUUUGGCCCCGGGAAGAACGUCCCCUCGGUUUGGCGCAGCGCUCGCCGAAAGCGCAAGAAGAAGCACCGGGAGUCAACUCCAGAGGCCCAGAGCCAGGAGGGAGAAGCCACGGCUGAGGCUGGUGUGGAGCGAAAAUCUCCCUGGGAAUACGAAUAUGCUCCUCCUCCUCCUCCAGAGCAGUGCCUUUCUGACGACGAGAUCACCAUGAUGGCCCCCGUGGAGUCCAAGUUCUCCCAGUCGACCGGAGAUGCGGACAAAGUGGCCGACACCAGGCCCAAGGUGGCCGAGUGGCGCUACGGGCCCGCCCAGCUCUGGUACGACAUGCUGGGCAUCCCUGAAGACGGCGGCGGCUUCGACUAUGGCUUCAAGCUGAAGGAAGACGCCGAGGAGAAUGAGAGCAACGAGGCUGAGAGGGAUGAGCUGCUUGCGGACGAGCACUUCCUCAUGGUCACCCAGCUGCAGUGGGAGGACGACGUGAUCUGGAAUGGGGAGGACAUCAAGCACAAGGGGACCAAGACGCAGCGGGCCAGCCUGGCAGGCUGGCUGCCCUCCAGCAUGACCCGGAACGCGACUGCCUACAAUGCACAGCAAGGUUUGAACCGCAGUGGCUCUCUGCUCAACUUGCCUGUUCCUCUGGUGCAGAAGCCCAGCAUGGGAGGAAUCUUGGGCCUUGCCAAGGGCAAAGAGAAGCAGCUCCCAGACCAGCAAGCCUCUCUGGAUGAAGACAAGCCCUGGUAUUCGAUCUUCCCCAUUGACAAUGAAGAGCUGGUUUAUGGCCGUUGGGAGGACAACAUCAUCUGGGACGAUGAGGCCAUGCAGUCCGUCCUGGCCCCGCCGGUCCUGACCCUCGAUCCGAAUGACGAGAACAUCAUCCUGGAGAUUCCCGACGAGAAGGAAGAGAUGACCUUGAAUUCUCCUUCCAAGGAGAACAAGAAGGAGUCUUCUCUGAAGAAGAGCCGGAUCCUCCUGGGGAAGACCGGAGUCAUCAAGGAAGAGCCUCAGCAGAAUAUGUCUCAGCCGGAGGUGAAGGACCCCUGGAACCUCUCCAAUGACGAGUUUUAUUAUCCCAAGCAGCAGGGGCUUCGGGGGACUUUCGGAGGCAACAUCAUUCAGCACUCGAUCCCUGCCGUGGAGCUCCGGCAGCCGUUCUUCCCCACCCACAUGGGCCCCAUGAAGCUGCGCCAGUUCCACCGACCCCCGCUGAAGAAAUACUCCUUUGGGGCCUUGUCGCAGCCUGGUCCCCAUACGGUGCAGCCCUUGCUGAAGCACAUUAAGAAGAAAGCCAAGAUGCGGGAGCAGGAGCGGCAGGCCUCUGGCGGUGGAGAGAUGUUCUUCAUGCGCACCUCCCAGGACCUCACCGGCAAGGAUGGAGACCUCAUCCUGGCUGAGUACAGUGAAGAGAAUCCCCCUCUGAUGAUGCAAGUGGGCAUGGCGACCAAGAUCAAGAACUAUUACAAGCGGAAACCGGGCAAGGACCCUGGCGCCCCCGACUGUAAAUACGGAGAGACCGUCUACUGCCACACGUCCCCGUUCUUGGGCUCCCUGCACCCGGGCCAGUUGCUCCAGGCGUUUGAAAACAAUCUCUUCCGGGCUCCAAUCUACCUUCACAAGAUGCCUGAAACAGACUUCCUGAUCAUCCGGACGCGGCAGGGGUACUACAUCCGGGAGCUGGUGGACAUUUUUGUCAUUGGUCAGGAGUGCCCUCUUUUUGAAGUACCUGGUCCAAACUCCAAGCGGGCCAACACCCACAUCCGAGACUUCCUGCAGGUUUUCAUCUACCGCCUGUUCUGGAAGAGCAGAGAUCGUCCCCGGAGGAUCCGCAUGGAGGAUAUUAAAAAGGCCUUCCCUUCCCACUCGGAGAGCAGCAUCCGGAAGCGGCUGAAGCUCUGUGCAGACUUCAAGCGCACAGGGAUGGACUCCAACUGGUGGGUCCUCAAACCGGACUUCCGGCUGCCGACCGAAGAGGAGAUCCGGGCCAUGGUGUCCCCAGAGCAGUGCUGCGCCUAUUACAGCAUGAUCGCUGCCGAGCAGCGCCUGAAGGAUGCGGGCUAUGGUGAAAAAUCCUUUUUUGCCCCAGAGGAAGAAAAUGAGGAGGACUUCCAGAUGAAGAUUGACGAUGAGGUGCGCACGGCUCCCUGGAACACCACUCGGGCCUUCAUUGCAGCCAUGAAGGGAAAAUGUCUCCUGGAGGUGACCGGGGUGGCAGACCCGACCGGGUGCGGAGAAGGGUUCUCUUACGUCAAAAUCCCAAACAAGCCGACACAGCAGAAAGACGACAAGGAGCCACAGCCCGUGAAGAAGACGGUGACGGGGACGGACGCAGAUCUCCGGCGCCUGUCUCUCAAAAAUGCAAAGCAGCUCCUGCGCAAGUUUGGGGUUCCUGAAGAAGAGAUCAAGAAACUCUCCCGCUGGGAGGUGAUCGACGUGGUGCGCACCAUGUCCACAGAGCAGGCUCGCUCGGGCGAGGGGCCCAUGAGCAAAUUUGCCCGCGGGUCUCGCUUCUCGGUAGCCGAACAUCAGGAGAGGUACAAAGAGGAGUGUCAGCGCAUCUUUGACCUGCAGAACAAAGUCCUGGAGUCCACGGAGAUCUUGUCCACGGACACCGACAGCAGCUCUGCUGAGGACAGCGACUUCGAGGAGAUGGGGAAGAAUAUUGAGAACAUGCUCCAGAACAAGAAGACCAGCUCCCAGCUGUCCCGGGAGAGGGAGGAGCAGGAGCGGAAGGAGCUGCAGCGCAUGCUGAUGGGCGAGGACAGCGGCAACGACAAGGAGAGGAGCAAGAAGGAUCGGAGGGACAAGAAGGGGCUGGCCUCCACUCCAGGAAAUCUGGGAAGCUCUCACAAGGAUGACGAUACGGCCUCCGUGACCAGCCUUAACUCCUCUGCCACCGGCCGCCGCCUGAAAAUCUACCGCACCUUUCGGGAUGAGGAUGGGAAGGAAUACGUGAGAUGCGAGACCGUCCGCAAGGCGGCCGUUAUUGAUGCCUACUGCAGGAUACGGACCACCAAGGAUGACGAGUUCAUCCGGAAGUUUGCUCUCUUCGAUGAGCAGCACCGAGAGGAGAUGCGGAAGGAGAGGCGCCGGAUCCAGGAGCAGCUGAGGCGUCUCAAACGGAACCAGGAGAAGGAGAAACUGAAGGGCCCGCCUGAGAAGAAGCCCAAGAAGAUGAAAGAGCGGCCAGACCUGAAGCUAAAGUGUGGGGCUUGUGGGGCCAUCGGGCACAUGAGGACCAACAAGUUCUGCCCCCUCUACUACCAAACCAAUGCUCCACCCUCCAACCCGGUGGCCAUGACUGAGGAGCAGGAGGAGGAGCUGGAGAAGACGGUCAUUCCCAAUGACAACGAAGAGCUGAUCAAAGUGGAGGGGACCAAGAUCGUCUUGGGGAAGCAGCUCAUUGAGAGCGCUGAUGAGGUUCGCCGGAAGUCUUUAGUCCUGAAGUUCCCGAAACAGCAGCUUCCGCCAAAGAAAAAACGGCGUGUUGGAACCACAGUUCACUGUGACUAUUUGAACCGGCCGCACAAGUCCAUCCAUCGACGGCGCACGGACCCCAUGGUGACGCUGUCCUCUGUGCUGGAAAGCAUUAUCAACGACAUGCGAGACCUUCCCAAUACAUACCCUUUCCACCAGCCUGUUAAUGGGAAAGUGGUGAAAGAUUAUUACAAGAUCAUCACCAAGCCCAUGGACCUGCAGACGCUGCGCGAGAAUGUCCGCAGACGCCUCUACCCCUCGCGGGAGGAAUUCCGAGAACACCUGGAGCUGAUUGUGAAGAACAGUGCCACCUACAACGGGCCGAAGCACUCCCUGACCCAGAUCUCUCAAUCCAUGCUGGACCUCUGUGACCAGAAGCUCAAAGAGAAAGAAGAUAAGCUGGCUCGUUUGGAGAAGGCGAUCAACCCCCUCCUGGAUGAUGAUGACCAAGUAGCCUUCUCUUUUAUUCUGGACAACAUUGUCACGCAGAAGAUGAUGGCGGUUCCAGAUUCCUGGCCCUUUCAUCAUCCUGUUAACAAGAAAUUCGUGCCAGAUUAUUACAAAGUUAUUGUCAACCCAAUGGACCUGGAGACCAUCCGCAAGAACAUCUCCAAGCACAAGUAUCAGAACCGAGAGGUCUUUCUGGAUGACGUGAAGCUCAUCCUCACCAACAGCAUCAAAUACAAUGGGCCGGACAGCCAGUACACCAAAACAGCUCAAGAGAUUGUCAACAUCUGUUACCAGACUCUAGCAGAGUAUGACGAGCACUUGACCCAGCUGGAGAGGGACAUCUCCACAGCGAAGGAGGCAGCCCUGGAGGAGGCAGAUCUGGAGAGUUUGGACCCAAUGACCCCAGGGCCCUACACACCGCAGCCACCAGAUCUCUAUGACACCAACACGUCACUGAGCAUGUCCCGGGAUGCUUCUGUCUAUCAGGACGAGAGCAAUCUGUCUGCCCUGGACACUCCCACGACCACCCCUGAGAAGCAAGGAGUGCAGAUCCGGCAGGGCCGAGGUAGGCUGGGCGAGGAAGACUCUGACGUAGAUAUUGAAGGGUUUGAUGAGGAUGAGGAUGGGAAACCUAAGACUCCGGCCCCAGAAGUGGAAGACGGCGACAGGGACCUGGCUGACGAGGAAGAGGGCUCGGCCCAGCCACCGCAGGCCAGCGUGCUCUAUGAGGACUUGCUCAUGUCGGACGGGGAGGACGACGACGGCAGCGACGAGGAAGGCGAUAACCCGUUCUCGUCGAUUCAGCUGAGCGAAAGUGGGAGUGAUUCAGAUGUUGAGCCUGGGGCCAUGAGACCAAAGCAGCCUCACGUGCUUCAGGAGAAUACUCGGAUGGGCAUGGAUAACGAAGAGAGCAUGAUGUCCUAUGAGGGAGCUGGAGGGGAGACCUCACACGCCAUGGAGGACAGCAAUGCCAGUUACGGCAGCUAUGAGGAACCCGGCCCAAAGUCCAAUACUCGAGAUACCAGUUUCAGUAGCAUGGCGGGCUACGAAAUCUCUGAGGAAGAGGACGAGGAGGAGGAAGAAGAAGAAGAGGAACAGCGGUGUGGUCCCAGUGUGUUAAGUCAGGUUCCUCUGUCAGAAGAUGAGGAAGACAGUGAGGACUUCCAUUCCAUUGGAGGAGACAGUGAUCUGGAUUCGGACGAGUAAGGCCACUUCCCAAGCGGCUGAUGAGCGAGGAUUUUGGACCAGUAACCAAGCCUUCCAGGACUUGACAUACAAGAGCUUUCUGUUUGUUCUCCACUUGAAAGGUGGAUUUGGACACUCUGUGCCAUGAAAGACAUUGAUGUUCUUCCUACUCCUGCUUUCUUUCUUCCUAAGUCAGUAUUGUGUGUGGGUGUGAGUGUACAUAUUUAUGGUUACCAUGAACUGAAUGUUUCUUUUCUUUUUUCUUCCAUGCAAGGAAUUCUGCUAAAGCGCCUGUUUUGACAUUUGUCGGCUUCUUCCUAUUUGUAAUAUCGUGCCCCUGGCAGGUUGAAAACAUUACAAACUUGGGAGCUCAGGUGGCCCACGGGCGCCGUACCUGUUUGACCAUAAAAUCAUUACGCUUCCAAGUGAGAAGGUUGCAGGUCACCGGCUGCAUUUGCAGCUGAGGAACAAGCACGUCAAAACAUUUCCCUAGACUGUGAAUAAACCUGUUUGUGUAAACACC
Pogona vitticeps (central bearded dragon) is the source of this 6559-nucleotide messenger RNA. Lineage: Eukaryota; Metazoa; Chordata; Lepidosauria; Squamata; Agamidae. The record is from RefSeq and is a predicted model, not a curated record.